This is a messenger RNA of Candidozyma pseudohaemuli, 1302 nucleotides long. RefSeq lists its product as uncharacterized. Lineage: Eukaryota; Fungi; Ascomycota; Pichiomycetes; Serinales; Metschnikowiaceae. Gene Ontology annotation, cellular component: mRNA cleavage factor complex; cytoplasm. The record is from RefSeq and is a predicted model, not a curated record. The transcript has a single exon. Gene Ontology annotation, biological process: termination of RNA polymerase II transcription. Bases 1 to 1302 code for a protein of 433 amino acids. Gene Ontology annotation, molecular function: RNA polymerase II complex binding; mRNA binding.
AUGAGUGACGAGCCCUUCAGUGCGGAGUACUUCCAGCACCUACUAUCCUCGCUCACUCUAAACUCCAGGGCUUUAAUCACAGAACUCACUGCAUUGGCUGAACGCCACAUCGACAAGGCUACCAUCAUUGUGUCCCUCAUCGAGGAAAGAAUACUAAAGAUUAUACCGAAGUACAAGCUUCAUACGUUCUACUUGAUGGACUCCAUUGUCAAGAACAUUGGCAAUCCAUACAACUUGCUUUUUGCCAGGAAUUUGCACAAAAUCUUCACAGAAAGUUACCUCGUGGUUACAGACACCCUAACCAGGCAGAACUUGAUCAAUUUAUUCAAAACAUGGCUCACGGGUAGAACGACUACUGGAGCUGAGCUUUUUCCACACGAUGUGCUUCUGAAGAUUGAGCAAUUCAUCAUCAAGGCGACAUCCUUGAACAGCUCCGGUCAGGAAAACGUAAGGAUCAGCAGAGAUACGCUUCUAAGAGAAGCCAACUACUUGCUUCAAUAUGUCAUCGCUAUGGAUGAAGAUCUUGAACGUUUCGGACAGCAUGAAGAGGCCUUCAUUGAUGAAGCCAAGAAGGCGCAAAUACACCUGUUCCACGGCGUCAGAAACAAACUAAUUUUAAUCAUCAACAGCAUAAGUGAAACAGUCAUGAUGAGUUCGAAAAUAGAUCUUGAAAAGAUUAAGGAGCCCUACGCAGCAGAGUUGCAGCAAGUCAGAAGAGCUCUUGACGACCAAAGCUUCCAACAGCUGGCUCUAUUCAGAAGUGUGUUGGAGAAGAAGCAGAGUGCUUUGGACAAAGAUCUCAAGAAGAUUGAAAUAACUCUAAUUCCAAAGCAGUUUGACCCUCUCAAGGUGUUGGCGGGAGAUGAGGAUCUAGCAUUCGAUGCGUUUGUCAAAGGAUGGGGCCUACCCAUUGUGAAGAAGGAAGAGGCUGUUGCAAUGGAAGAAAAACAAAUGACGCCUCCCGAGGUCCAAGAGGUUCCAAAGGACGAUACGUCUCUUGCUGCACAACUAGGCCUCAACGUCACUUCCUUCAACUUCUCGGACUCAUUCUUGGGCAGCCCGAAGAACGAGAUUACUCACAUGUCCCCAUCACACUCAUUGAACGAGAAUAACGACGACGAUGAUGACGAAGAUCAGUUUGGCUACGACCCUGAAAAAAUGGUUACUGACACCGAUUUCGAGCGCAUUACAGGCAACCCUGUUGAGACAUCAGAGACCAAGCCUUUCAACGGCAAGUCGAGCCUCAAAAGACCCGGUGUUGCUGAGGAUAGGAUAGUGAAACGUGUCAGAUUCGAUGUAUAA